Messenger RNA from Aspergillus uvarum CBS 121591, 1701 nucleotides. Its product is annotated as MDR family MFS transporter. Gene Ontology annotation, biological process: transmembrane transport. Bases 1 to 1701 code for a protein of 566 amino acids. Gene Ontology annotation, molecular function: transmembrane transporter activity. The transcript has 10 exons. Lineage: Eukaryota; Fungi; Ascomycota; Eurotiomycetes; Eurotiales; Aspergillaceae. The record is from RefSeq and is a predicted model, not a curated record.
AUGCAGCCUCAGGAUACGAUCAAGUUUGAAGGUGUGGAAGAGCCGUCCGAAAGGCUGGGAGCAACUGAGGAUCAUUCUCCAGAACUUGACUCCAGUAAGGAGUACCACGACUACCCAACCGGGAUCCGACUGGGUUUAAUCUGCCUCAGCCUAUGUCUAUCCAUUUUUCUGACGGCACUGGAUAACACCAUCAUCGCUACCGCAAUUCCUAAGAUAACCGACCAGUUCCAGAGCCAGGGAGAUAUUGGAUGGUAUGGCAGUGCUUACCUCCUUACGCAAGCCUCAUUGCAACUGCUUUUCGGGAAGGCAUACACAUACGGCUCAAUCAAAUGGAUAUUUCUAAUGGCUAUUGCGCUCUUUGAACUUGGUUCCUUGGUGUGCGGUGUGGCUCCCAACUCGACAGCACUCAUCUGCGGUCGGGCGAUUGCUGGGCUGGGUGCAGCGGGGAUCUCAAAUGGGGCAAUGAUCAUUGUGACGUACUCGGUGCCGCUGGUGAAGCGGCCGAUGUAUACGGGGCUGAUUGGCGCCAUGUACGGCAUUGCGUCCGUUGUCGGUCCCAUCCUCGGAGGCGUUUUCACAGACAAGGUGACAUGGCGAUGGUGUUUCUACAUCAAUUUGCCGAUCGGGGGAGUCGCCGUCAUGUUGAUCGUCAUCUUCUUCACAGCUCCUCAGCGUUCUGCCAUCACCGACAUGAGCUGGGGCGAUCGCUUAAAGCAAUUUGACUUUCUGGGCAGUUUAGUUUUCAUGCCGGCUGUUAUCUGUGUUCUUCUCGCGCUCCAAUGGGGAGGUACGAGCUAUCCCUGGUCCAACUGGCGCAAUAUCUUGCUCCUGGUCCUCUUCGGGGUUCUUGUGCUCUGCUGGCUCCUUCUACAGUACUUCAAAGGUGACUCAGCCACGGUUCCCCCUCGCCUAGUGGCGCAGCGAUCGGUUGCUGCUGCUUUAUGGUUCAACUUCUGCAUGGGCUCAUUCUUCCUCAUUCUGGUCUACUAUGUGCCAAUUUGGUUCCAGGCCGUCAAGGAUCAGUCCGCAAUGGGGUCCGGCAUUCGGACCCUGCCAUUUAUUCUGGGACUGGUCUUAGUGUCCAUUAUUGCAGGCAUUGGCGUGACUAUCGUGGGUUACUAUGCUCCGUUCAUGAUUGCAUCCUCGAUUGUAUCGUCCAUUGGUGCUGGCCUCUUGAUGACCUUUAGGCCGAGCACCGGCCAUGCACACUGGAUAGGAUAUCAAGCGAUUGUCGGAAUUGGGGUUGGAUUAGGCCUCCAGCAGCCUUUGGUUGUUUGCCAAACAGUCCUCUCCUUGGACGAUGUCCCAACCGGCACGGCCAUGAUGUAUUUUGUGCAGACCUUUGGUGGUGCGCUCUUCAUCGCGGUAGCUCAGAAUGUCUUUCAGAACCGUCUCAAAGAAGAACUGAUCAAAACAGUGCCUGAUGUUGACCCCAACGUGGUGGUAAGCACGGGGGCGACCAGUCUGCAGGGAUCUGUCAGUGCUCAGGAUCUCCCUCGAGUUCUCAGUGCGUAUAAUGCUGGACUGACCCGAGCGUUCUUGGUUGCCACUAUCAUGGCUGCUCUAACCCUCAUCGGCUCUCUUGCAGUACAGUGGAGGACCAUAAAAUCCACUAAGUCCGAGGCCAACAAGCCUAAUACGGACCUAAAUGAGAGUGUUGACAAGGACGCAACUACGGCGGCCGUGGGCGAUGCUCCAUAG